AUGUUCUUCCUCACCUCCCUCCUCACCGGCCUCCUAACCAUCUCCCUCACCAUCAUCGGAGUAGCCUCCGCUCCAGCAGCCAACUACUUCUGGUCCAGCUGGUCCGAUGGCAAGCCCAAGCUGACCGUCAAGAACGGAGCCGAGGGCAGAUUCGACGUGACCUGGUCCGGCGACAAAGGGAACUUUGUCAUUGGCAAGGGUUGGAACCCUGGUAGUAGCAAAAACGUCACCUACACCUCAACCUUCUCCCCCACCGCCGGCGGAAACGCCUACCUCGCCAUCUACGGCUGGACCACCUCCCCGCUCGUAGAAUACUACAUCAUCGAAGCCCACGGCGACCACCAUCCCUCUGACAACCCUGAGGCCAAGGUUCUCGGGAACGUCACAUCGGACGGCGGGACGUACCAGAUCAUGACCAAGAAGCGGGUAAAUAAACCCAGUAUCAUUGGCACCGCGACUUUUGCCCAGUAUUGGAGUAUUAGGUAUGAGCAGAGACCGGGGGGAGGGACGGUUAAUACGGGAACGCAUUUUAAGGCGUGGGAAGGUGCGGGACUGAAGAUGGGGAGGCAUAAUUAUAUGAUUGUGGCGGUUGAGGGGCAGGAUAGUUCGGGGAGUGCUAGUGUUACGGUGGGGGUUGCGUCGCCGGAGCCGGUACCCACAACGGUGGGUGGGGGGAGUUCGUGA
Molecule: messenger RNA, 684 nt
Organism: Neurospora tetraspora
Lineage: Eukaryota; Fungi; Ascomycota; Sordariomycetes; Sordariales; Sordariaceae
Product: glycoside hydrolase
Exons: 2
Coding region: 1-684 (227 amino acids)
Biological process (GO): xylan catabolic process
Molecular function (GO): hydrolase activity, hydrolyzing O-glycosyl compounds
Source: RefSeq, a predicted model, not a curated record